UACUUCUCUUUUCAGUUUUCACGGAGUAGUAAAAUCCUCGGACAGCUUUGUUCAGAGCGCUUUGUUUACUCAAAAGUCCAAAACCGUCUUCCUUCAUUCUCAGGCAGCUAAUCACUAUCAAAACUCUUCAUUUCUUGAAUGAACUCGCUCAAUCUUUUGUUCUUUACAAAGUAAGUCUCGCCACUUCCUUUUUUCUUUCCCUCCAAUUUGUUGGUUGAGACUGAUUUUAAGUUUCCAAUUCAACUUCUGGGUAGAUUUAUACUCGAAAAAUCAUGAAUUCCAAUUCAAAGAAACACCAAAAUUGUGAUAAACAAGGCAAUUGCAAAGAUAGGUUAAGUGAACUUCCAGAUGAAUUACUUGUCGACAUUCUAUCUUUUUUGCCAAUUAAAGAUGCUGUUAGAACUGUCUUACUUCGCCGAUUUGGUAACCUCUGGACAUUGGUUCGUACUAUUGAAUAUGAUUUCAAACUUGGCGGUCUGUUUAUGUGGAUGGUGAUGAAGUACCACAAAAGUCGCACAAUUGACAAGCUUGAAAUUCGGGAUAAAUGUGGACCAAUGAAAGAAGAGUUGAUGGAGUUGAUUAGUUUUGGUUUUAAAAAAAAGACCAAGGUAUUGGGUAUUCAUUAUUAUGAGCCUCGGCUUCACUAUAGUUUUUCUGUUCCCCCCCGUGUUGUUUGGAGAAAUCAAUUCAUUGUUUCACUUCAUCUUACUAAUGUGUACCUCGGCUUCACUCGUUAUAAUCAGAUUGAUAUGGUAUCACUCAAGAAAUUGGAACUUAAUUUUGUGCGUGUGAGUAAUGCGAGGAUCAAAAAUCUGUUAUCUGAAUUCCCUUGUUUACAAGAGUUGGUUAUUAAGUAUCCUUCUGAGUUACAAGCACUGGAUUUUGAUGCUCCGAACAUUGAGAAGUUGGAGCUUGAUCUUUGCUUGAAAAUAAGAAUGCCCGAUGGCUCGGGUAGGAGUCGUUACGACGAACGUUUCUCGCUUAAUUGCCCUAACUUGAAGGUAUUGCAUAUCAAUGAAGUAUGUUUGGAACUUCUGGAUUUGAUUGAUGUUUCAUCUGUUCGUGAAGCCAAAAUCAAAGAGUGCUGUUUGUCUCGCGACUAUGUUGAUUAUUUUAGAAAAUUGCGCAAGAAGUUUCGAAAUGCUAAGAUUAUCCAAUUGGGAAAUACAGCUUAUUUGGAACUGGGAAAAUGUGGUAGUGAGAAACUGGCUUUUCGAGAAAAUCAGUGGACUCGUUUAGCUUUGAGGCCUGUAAGCCAUGGAAGCUGUCUGCUAGGCAUCUGUAGAUCGCUGAUAAACUCACAGUGCUUGAAGGAACUUAUUAUAUAUGCACAUGUGGAAUUUUUCUGUGACUGCAAUAUGCUUCUGGAUGAGCUUUCUUCUCCAUGUGUGAUGCAGCAACUCAAAACUGUCAAAAUUCGUGAAUAUGAGAAACCUUGUCAAGUUCUUCUUCAGCUGAUAAAAUUUGUGCUCAAAAGUGCAGUCAUCUUGGAAAGAUUUGUUAUUGUCUGCAAAAAGAAGGAUGAACUUCAGUCAACAGAAGAAAAAGAUUUCAUUUUGCAGUUAUCAGGAUUGCCAAGGGUCUCACAGAAGGCAAAGUAUCAGUAAUAGUAAGGUUGAUGCCUGAAAUCGUCACAAUAAACGGCGGGCGAACGGCACGGAUAUCUUCAUCAACACCAUCGUGUUCAAAGGACAACCACCAAUUACCAUCAAGAUCUUUAAUAGUCAUCUUCCUCGACGUAUCGAAAGCUGUAUGUGUGAUCUCGUACCUGCUAGAGUAGCUCCAAAGGGGUAUGUAACCUUUGCUGUUAUAAGACUCUGUUUUUCCAGUAGCUAUAUCGCCGCUUGUUUCGUACCAUGGGUUGUAGAAUUUGACGGUAUUGCUAGAGCUGUUUGUGAUUUGGCAUAACCACACCCACCCCCAAGUUGGAAUACCAUGACUUUAGGGCUUCCUCUGUCGGGUUUUCGCCCAAAUGGGCUGGGCUGGGCUGGGAUUGGGUGUUCUUCUGAUUGGUACCUGGUAUCAGCCACCUCUAGGCUGCUGCUUGACAUUGUUAAUUAAGAUUUAAGAGGAUGUUUGUAAUUAAUUGCAAUUAAGCUGGAUAAUGAAGCUUUAAUUAA
Spinacia oleracea (spinach) is the source of this 2120-nucleotide messenger RNA. RefSeq names its product F-box/LRR-repeat protein At1g55660. The coding region runs from base 273 to 1607 and encodes 444 amino acids. The record is from RefSeq and is a predicted model, not a curated record. The transcript has 4 exons. Gene Ontology annotation, molecular function: protein binding. Lineage: Eukaryota; Viridiplantae; Streptophyta; Magnoliopsida; Caryophyllales; Amaranthaceae.